CGAUUCCAAGCUAUUGUUUCGUGUGCACUCAAGCAAAUUCGGGAAGUGUCUAUUCACCUUGAGUCUUAAACUGUCUCUAAACUCGAUCAAUACAUUAAAAUAGCCGUUUUUGUUAUACCUGCCCGUCAACUGAAAUCCCAAAUUUAUGCCAUUGCAAAUAAAUUAGAAUACGUGUAUUUCCGCAUAAACAAAACGAUUAUAUCUUGUGGUGUUUAUACUGUAUCUGCACAGACGUCACAGGGGUCUUCGCGGUCAGGUAAACAAGUACUGUAGUAGGCAUGGUUGCGUGUCUGUAUAAACGGUGGCGUGAGGUCUCAAAUUAUGAUACAUAUUAAAUGCCUUGCUCCAAGAAGUGUUUGAAAUAUUCGCAGUUGAGUUCUUGCUCAGUUCGUUUCAAGUCUUGAGUCCAACAUGAGUGCUGAAUACCGAAAUCCCACCGAAGUCGAAGUGAACAAGAUCAUAUCCGCAGAAAAUGUGCAACAACGAAACCAAGCAUUGUUAGCCGGCGAUCUUUUGAAAGCCAUGGACAUAACCGCAUGUCUGGCUGCAGAAAAACACGCCAAGCUUCCUUGUGUGACGCUGAUGAUGGAUGAUUUGGUCGUUAACGAAAACCUGUUACACGGACAAGUGCUGAAUGUGAAAGCGAAGCUGACCAGAGCCUUUGGUUCGAGCAUGGAAGUGGUUGUCGAAGCAUCAAUCGAAGACAUGUUCAAACAUGAACGUGUCCAAAUUUGCAAGGCUUAUUUCGUGUUUGUUGCAUUGGCGAAGGUGGGAAAAGCGAAGCUAACUCAUUUGGAUCCUGUAACUAUGGAUGAAAGACUCGAAUAUGCGUUGGCAUACGAAAGGCGGAAGCUACGUUAUGCGGCGAGAAACGCAGCCAAAGCGAAGUCUGCGAAUAAGGGAAGUAGCUCAGAUACUCCCAUAGUUCAAAGUGAUGGUCAGGCCAGUCAAACUGGAUCUCCUGAAGUGCCGAUGUCGCUUACUGUCGUCGAAAGCGUUGAGUUGGUCCUACCUAGCCAGGCCAACCACCAUCAAACUACAUUUGGUGGACAGAUCAUGGCAUGGUUAGUCUCGACAUGUACCAUCGCUGCCAGUAGACUGUGCCAGACUCGACCAUCAAUCAUCGAAGUGACUGGUGUUCAUUUCUUAGCGAAGUCCACUGUUGGUGAUCGCUUGGUGUUCAAAGCGAUGGUGAAUAAAACAUUUGAUGAUAAUUCUUUCGAAGUUGGGUGCAGAGUCGAGUCUAGUACCUUGGAAGGUAAGACAGCGCACAUUAACAGCGCUUAUCUUACUUUUGCCGUGUUCGACCAGAACAAACAACGUCAGCAAGUCCCCGUUGUCAAGGCAACCACAUCCGAGCAAGUACGACAACAAGCCAACGCGGUCGGGCGUCGGAAUGCAGAAGUCCAGAAGGACAAAAUCCUUGGUGCUAUCGGUCCUGCUUUGUCAGUUUUGUGGACGGCGAAAAUCAGUGAUGUGCUAGCCUUUCAUAAUGUCUCUGCUUUCAAGAAAUUAUGUCACCUGGACACGUGGCAGGAAAUUUCCAAAGAAGAUGGAUGCGUGCUGUCCACGUGCAAGCAAGAUGAAUUAACGUGCGUCAAAUUGGAAGCAACCAUUGCGAAGCCCGCUGUGGAUGUUUUCAAAGCUGUCCAGUUAAUAACCCGGGCAUCGUGGGAUCCCAUUAUUACCAAAUCAGAUGUCGUGCGUAAAGUUGAUGAUGACGACAGCAUUGUUCAUAUUGUCAUGGCAACAAACCCUCCCGGGCAAUCCUCCCCGGACAAAAGCCCCACAAAACCGAGCGAUCUGUUACUCCUGGAAUCUACUCGUCCUGCAGUCGGGAAUGAUGGUCACGUGAUUGCAUACCGCUCUAUUACCAUGAAGUCGUAUCCGGUAUCUGACCAAUACGAGCGAAAAGAGAAUCUCACCUCGGGCUUCAUGAUUGGUCAGUCUGCGAGCGAUCCUAACCAAUCAACAUUGAUUUACAUCAACCAAAUAACGAAGCAGGUGGCAGAAUUCUUGUUCAAAGAUCUCAAAGGAGGAUCAAAAGUGUACGCUGAACGCAUCAAGAAACUACGUGAAUAUUUGAAGGUUCAAAUUGUAACUUUCCCUGACAUACCAACCGUGGAGGAUAUUCUCUCAAGCACUUCAAGCAUAGUCAAAGUUGAAACAAUAUUAUCGACAGACAGUUGAUGUUAAAAGUACAUGCCUAAUUGUAGUCCUUGUACACACGUAAAAAUCUCACAACUUGUCAACAAGAUGUGUUCGCAACAGUCUUGUAGCAAGCUUGUCAACAGGUUGUAACAAUGCUGUUAUUUUAUCCAGUUGUUGUCUCUCACAACUUGUUGACAAAUGUUGAAUUGCAGGACGAUGACAAGUUGUUGGAACAACUUGUAACAAGUCUGUUGAGUUCAACAACCUUGUAGCAAGUUGUCAACAAUCCGUUGACAACUUGUCAACAAGCUGGUAACAAGCAGUGCGAACACAUCCUGUUGACAAGUUGUUGGAACAGCAUUGCUAUAAGUCUGCUGCAGGUUUGUUACAACUUGUGUAUUUUUACGUGUGUUGUGUUCAAGCUAACGUGUAUAAGCUAUUACAUCAUUAAUUAUUAUUAUUACAUUAUUAUUCAGCUCACUAUAUAAGUAAUAACAUAUGCUCUGUCUAGCGCUGUAGCUAGUGAUAACAGCAGAAAGCUUCAGAGUGAGAGGAAUUCAACUACCUGACCGCCGACGCCGCGGAGGUAAAAUGCCCUGGGUACGAGGUUGCUACCUGACCCUGCGCUCCUUCGCCCAGCGGCUACGCUCGUGUUCCAAGAUCCGCCAUGUAAAGUGUAGUGAAAUGUAUCUCAUCGACGUCAUCGUAAUAUUAAAUCCUAAGAAAACUAAAGCCUCUGCGGAGGAGAGAGACUACCUGAUGUAACUUGUAUUUUUCAUGUAGCUGAUUCCCUUUCAAUCCACAACAUUGACAUAUACCCAUUAGAAAAUAAUAACAUUAUAAUUAAACCAUUUAAAAACGUCAUACUAUAGAAGAAAAAUGUUUUGCAAACUAAUAUUACAGUAUAAACUUGAACUGUCUGUGCCAGUGUAGGUAGUGCCAAUCAAAUGAACAAGCUUUCGUUGCUAGGG
Molecule: messenger RNA, 3122 nt
Organism: Paramuricea clavata
Lineage: Eukaryota; Metazoa; Cnidaria; Anthozoa; Malacalcyonacea; Plexauridae
Source: the annotation of a GenBank genome assembly